GUUCUUUUGGGUAGAGGGUCAGAAGGUAGGGACAAAUGACCUUAUAUGAUAACUUUGAAUAAGUUUAAUCAGGUACUGAAUUCUGCACUGGUCAGUAGUCUUGUCUUUUCGUGAGAUGAGUUAACAGUAAGAAAACUGUAGAGUAUCACUUCUUUGACAUUGAUGUAGAAUACAUAUAAAACGAUGUUAUCAGAUGUCAGCACUAAAUGCAUUUCAAAUAGAUAAAUAAAUGUGUAGCAGAAUCCUCUACAAAGCCCAGUCUACAGUAACAGAUGCACACAUGUUGUACUGCAUGUGUGAAAAGCAAUAACAUGCAUAAAGUUGACCUUUUCUCAGGCAGGCCACAGAACAGCACUCUGCGUCACACGUUAUUGACCUCCUGUUACUUCCUUAUUUUUUAUUUUUACAGAGGACUGUAGACAUUUACAUGAAGGCAGAUCACUGAUAGCUCUUGACAUCAAGAAAUGUAACACCAUACAUUAUGUGCGCAUCAUCUAUGAAAAUGUUCAGUUACAGAUCCAAAACAUACUGCCCAGUGUGACUGAAACAGUGUCAUCCAUGUAGCAUUUAGGUUGGCACUUGGUACUUGGCUUUACUUUGUCAGUAGGUCAUGAGCUACCAAGAUGUGCAGAGGGUGUGGAGGUGUUUAUAACUCUGGACAUUCGUUUGUUGCAUGCGUGUGAAGGUGGUUGCCUUAAAUGAGAAGUUUUGAAUUUUGCGCAGCAGCCUAUUUUCCCCACUCUAAAGCUAAAUCCUGGACUUCUACCCUUUGUUUGUGGUUGCAUCGAAAUCUGGCAUCAAUCUGGUGAGAUAAAGAUAUUUGUAUUUUUGUAUGAUAGUGGUAUGGUAUGGUAGCCUCCAUAUUAGAUUUCUGUUUCAGGUCCCCAGAAGGUCAGCAGCAGCCAAAAAACUUUGAUAAUUUGAGGUUGACCAAGUUGUUGGUCUGGAGGCUGGACUGAGAGAUUUCUACAUUCACAUGAUGUUUUAACACAUAUUGUGAGGUGUAAUAUUCUCAGCAUUAAACACUGUUGUUUGUGUUAAACAAUAAUUUCACACUUUCUCACAGUGCAUUAAGUUUUCUAGAAUCACAUCAGCUGUAUUAUCUGUUUCCUCACAGUAACAUGAAGAUGUGGAGCUCUCAAAACCUGCUGUUCAUCCUCAGCCUUGCUCUGAGUCGUGUGACCCGUGCAGCAGAGGUGAUCCAUGCAGCUGGAUACAAAGGGAGAGAAGUUACAGUUUCCUGCCCCUAUGAAGAAGGUUAUACGUCUCAUGAGAAGUACCUGUGCAGGAAUGACUGUGCCAAAAAUUAUGAUGUUAUGAUCAAAACUUCAGAAGGGGAGAAGGGGAGAUACUCCAUUCAUGAUGACAACAAGAAACAAGUCUUCACAGUGACCAUCUCUGAUCUUUAUCCUACGGAUGCUGGGAAAUACUGGUGUGGGGUGACCAGAUUUGGAAUGGAUCCCUACACUGCUGAAGUAAAACUGGAAGUAGAGCCAGACAGCUGCUGUGAUCGUUCCACCAACAUUCAAAGUUAUGAGGGAGGUUCAGUGUCCAUCAGUUGUGUGUAUAACUCUCAGUACCGCAACAACCUGAAGUACAUCUGCAGAGGAAAGCAGCCCUCCACAUGUCUGCAGCAGGCACUAAUCACCUCUGACAACAAACGAAAAGGACGGUUCAGACUUACUGAUGACAAGGUGUCAAGGAAAUUCACAGUGAGCAUUACCAGUUUGACCCAAGAGGAUUCUGGGUCGUACCUUUGUGGCGUCCAUAGAAACACUGGCCUGGAUGUUUUCUCUGCUGCUGAGCUGGAAGUCAAAGGUCAGAGGUCACAGAUCUACCAAACCAUAUUGCACUGA
Lates calcarifer (barramundi perch) is the source of this 1856-nucleotide messenger RNA. Its product is annotated as polymeric immunoglobulin receptor-like. The record is from RefSeq and is a predicted model, not a curated record. The transcript is spliced from 3 exons. The coding region runs from base 1122 to 1856 and encodes 244 amino acids. NCBI's taxonomy places the organism in Eukaryota, Metazoa, Chordata, Actinopteri, Centropomidae.